Messenger RNA from Cydia pomonella (codling moth), 3682 nucleotides. Its product is annotated as toll-like receptor 6. The record is from RefSeq and is a predicted model, not a curated record. Gene Ontology annotation, biological process: immune response; toll-like receptor signaling pathway; inflammatory response. Gene Ontology annotation, cellular component: membrane. Gene Ontology annotation, molecular function: transmembrane signaling receptor activity; protein binding. The transcript has 8 exons. The coding region runs from base 225 to 2519 and encodes 764 amino acids. NCBI's taxonomy places the organism in Eukaryota, Metazoa, Arthropoda, Insecta, Lepidoptera, Tortricidae.
GCCUAUUUGCUGGAUAAAUGUUUGAUGUUUGAUUAAAAUAAACAACUAAUUCCUAUUGAUAAACACUAUCCACAUAUCUCUUGCCAUCCCACUCACAGCCUUGUCUUUGACAUUGAUAAGAUAACAAUAAUCGUUCGAUAAAAGCUAUUCAGUCAUUAUCACCAAAAUCGUAGUCAAUAAUGUUGUGUUGUGGAGCGGUAUCUGUGAAAAUGUUAUGACAAAACAUGAACAUUUAUGUCUUUGUAAUAUGCAACUGUUUGGCGAUGGCAUGGGGGCAGCAACCGCGGCAGCUGCAGCAGGCAUGUCUGACGGGCACCAUGAACGACAUACAAUCCUGGGUCGACCACAAUGGCAGACUGAAACCCGAAGCUCAACCCUUAUCUGUAGACGUCUCAGAGUCAGCACAUCCAGUGGCGUCGCUACAGACUGAACUCGGGCAACACACGAGGGCGUCGCGAGAGAUCAAAGUCUUGAGUAUGGCGCGCUGUGCACUUAGAGAGGUACCGGAGGUAUUUUCGUUAGAAGACCUAAACCACAACCGUCUGGCCGACACGCUUGAGUACCUGACCCUGUACGGAAAUAAGUUCGACGAUCUCCAAUCCACCGGCGAUCAGUACGAUAGCUUCAUCAACGCCACUGACGCCAGGGUUCUGGUGCAAGGGACGGGGUACGAUACUAGAGCUGCAUUAUGGCCCGGGGGUCUUAAAGGCACUCGCUUCAAAAACCUUCGGGAAUUGGACUUGAGAGCCUGCGCCAUAACCACUCUAAGCACAGGGACUUUUCAGGGCAUGGAAAAGCUGGAAGCCUUGUAUCUGUCUGAAAACAGUAUACUUUACAUCAACGCCAAAGCAUUCUCUGGCCUUAACAACUUAGUCCACUUAGAUAUGAGCAGGAACUACAAUUACGAUGAUUUCGGAAACCAUAAGACCUUCGUGCUAGAAUCAUUGGGUGUCAUGGAAGAUUUGCACAAUCUGGUUUCAUUGGAUUUUUCUUUCACACGUCUCUCUCAAAGUAAUUUGAUGAUGUUUAAUAGUUUUGGAAAGUCUUUCCAAAGACUCUCGCUCUGUGAGACUGGGUUGACGAAGUUACGUGCUGGUAUCUUUAAAAACACAUCGCUUAGGUUCUUAGAUGUUUCUGGAAACAAUGGAGUUUUGAACCAAUACGGCACGUUAAGUGGACUAGAGAACACCCUGGAAGUAUUAUACGCCACUAAAGUUGGUUUAGUCACCCUUGACAUGUUUGAAAGAUUUAAACGUUUGGAGAUUUUGAAUUUACAGAAUAAUGAGGUCAAUCUUCUUUCAACAGAAGUAACAAAAACAAUGGAAAAUCUACAGAUACUGGACUUGACUAAUAAUAGAUUAUCUACAUGGAUCGGUCUUAAGUUCAGUUACAUGCCACGCUUGAAGUAUUUAUCGUUGCGGAAAAAUAACAUAAACAUGAUAAACGUAAACAUGAUAGAAGAUUUCAAGAAUUUACAAUAUCUUGGAUUCGCUGAGAACUUUGUCAUUUGCAAUUGCCAUACAAGAGAACUUUUUGAAAUUGCUUUAAAUGCUGACCAAGAACCAACAAAGCAAAGUAGGCUAAGUUCACAAUACAAGGAAAGAGGUAACAUGACAAAGUUUAGCAGUUAUCAUACAGGAUUCGCGUCUUAUAACGCUAUUAUUAAUAAAAGAACAAACGUCAGUGAAGCUUGCGAAAUGGAUUAUGAUUGUGAUAGAGAGAUAUACCAGGAUAACAUAACUGCAAGCUAUGUGCUACUUGAUUACAGCCCUACACUCUAUCAAUGCAUGCAGUUGGUCGAAGGGGUCUACAUGUCAUUUUCACACCCGUUGGGCUGCGAUGUGGUGUCUAGAGAAGUGGACUUUGACGUGGUUAUUGAUAAAGGUUGGAAUAAACUCCUGGCUUUGAUCGUCAUUCCAGCCAUCGUAUUUCCUGUGUUGGUCUUCGUGUUUAUGUUCAGAAAGAACUUUAGAUAUUUCUGCAUAACAGUCAGGAAUUCUGCGCUCUUGAGUAUGAUUAAUAAGGAUAAGGUUAUAGAUGACUCCCGUAUCUUCAACUACGACGUGUUUGUGUCGUAUUGUAACGAUGAUCGCGGAUGGAUCCUUGACCAGCUCCUGCCACAUUUGGAGACCAAUUGCGGAGUCAGCGUGUGUCUCCAUGAGAGAGAUUUUCAGGUGGGCCUCUCAAUCCUGGAGAACAUAGUGUCCUGUAUGGACCGUUCGCGGAGCAUCAUGCUUGUAAUUUCUAAAGAGUUCCUGCUCAGUCAGUGGUGUCAGUUUGAGAUGCACCUGGCACAGCACAGACUUCUAGAAACUCGACGAGAAGACCUCAUUCUAGUCCUUCUAGAAGAGAUUCCACGCCGUCUGCGGCCAACUACCUUGCACUACUUGAUGCUGACUAAGACCUACAUAGUCUACCCGAGCGAGGCCGCCGACGGCGCCAAGAAGGACUUUUGGAGGCGGCUCGGGAGGAGUGUCACUGCUAGGAGGCCAGAUAAUGAGAAUGACUCCCUUGCGUGACCAUAGACGAGAGGGUAUGGAUGCAAAGAAAUAUGAAUCUGUCAGCGAAUAAAUGUAUGCCUGGCCUUGCAUAGCAAACCCCUAGCCCAUCAGCUGGCGAGGCCUACAUAUAAGUCUACCCGAGCGAGGCCGCCGACAAUCGCUAAGAAAAUUCUUUAGGAGGAGUAGAGGCCGGAGAAUGAGCAUGACUCACUUGCGUGACUUUUAGAUGUAGUUAUUAUAUAUUAGCUAAGUGUUGCCAUGUUUUAUAAGGCUUAAAGUCUAACAAAAAAUAUGGCAACACAUAAAAUGUCAGUUUUUAAAAUUAUCUUCUAUGCGGCGAUGUCAUGACACAUCAUCAUAUGACAAUAAUUUCGGUUACUUUGGUUUACUUUCACAAUAUGCUGUCUGGCAAAUCAAUCUGGCAGAAGAAAAUCGUGCAAAUUGUUAGUGACGUAAGAUCGUCCUAAUACACGUACAUUUUUGACGAUUUAUUACUUAUGUUAACGGCACCAAUCAUGGAACAUUUAAGAGAAAAUUUGGAGUGUUUUUGAUAUAUCACCGACAACUGCAAAAUUUCUACUGCUUUACGCUUUAAAAGUUGAAUGUCCAAUUCGUCCUUUAUGUUUUCUAUGUAUUUAAUGAAAGCUACUGUAAUUGGUUUCAAUAUUAUUAACCAAAAAAAACUGUGUUUUUUUUGCUCCAGUCAUGGAAUGUAUGGCGCCAUUCAUUUUCAAACUAACACGUAUGAAAAAUUAAACUUAAGCAGCUCUUUGGCUUUUCUUUAUGGUAAAAUGUUGUCAGCGUAAAUAGGUACUUGUUUUACAGGAUUUGUCUAUACCAUCCCAUUAGUGGUGCCUGUUCCAUUAUAGGGGUGUUUGCUAUAUUCUAUAUUUGUUUUUGCUAAACUUUAGUCAUUUUAAAUUAACUAUUAAUUGUCACAUGUUUUUCCUAUUUAUAUAAAGUAAGACAAACUGACAAUCACAAUAUGAAUUCCUAAGAAUUUACCACGCGUAGUUUUAAGUGAAAUUGUAUAUUGUGAGAUAAAUAAAUCAUAUCAUCAUAUAACGAAUAAAAUGUUACUAGUCACUAGUGACAAUCGAUGUUUUAAUAGUGAUAUUGAAUAGUUAUUCGUAACGUAAGUUUUAUUUUUAUGUUAUAAAUAAAUAAGUAUAUAGGAUUUA